Messenger RNA from Amphibalanus amphitrite, 1461 nucleotides. RefSeq lists its product as uncharacterized. Bases 1 to 1320 code for a protein of 439 amino acids. The record is from RefSeq and is a predicted model, not a curated record. Gene Ontology annotation, molecular function: nucleic acid binding; RNA-DNA hybrid ribonuclease activity. NCBI's taxonomy places the organism in Eukaryota, Metazoa, Arthropoda, Thecostraca, Balanomorpha, Balanidae. The transcript has a single exon. Gene Ontology annotation, biological process: DNA replication, removal of RNA primer.
AUGUACGCUGGCGGUAGCCGUACAGCGCUUCAAAAAUUGGAGGUGAUGCAAAACAAUUUUUUAAGGCUAGCACUUGGUGCUCUAAGGACUUCUCCUAUACCUUCUCUACAAGUUGAGGCAAAUAUAGCACCACUUCACAUUAGACGUAUAGAUCUCACUAUGAGAUAUUACACAAAAAUAAAACAGUUUCCAGAACAUGCAGCUUUUGCAGCAAUAGCUACACUUCCUCGACUUCACUUUAGUUAUUUGGGACCAGCUGAAAAGCGAACAGGACUUACAAUAGCUUCCAGAGUUAAAAAGUAUGAAGGUGAAUUGGAUUACAGCUUGCCAGCAAUUCCUCCUCUACCUCGUCUUGAUGUCGCGCCUUGGUUACUCCGACCUCUUGCUGUUUCUUUUCUUCUCACAGUCUCAAAAAGGUCUCUCUCGUCUGAAGAAGUACAGCAAACUUUCCUGAAAUACAAAACAGAACAUCCUACUUUUCGUUUCAUAUACACUGAUGGGUCAAAGGACCAGGACCUCACAGGGAUUGGCGUUUUUUCACAAGAUUUGAUUAGAGUUAAGAAACGAUUAAGCAACAAUACAUCAAUCUAUUCGGCAGAACUCCAUGCCAUUCUAACCGCCCUCAAUCUCAUCAAACAACAUCGUAUACAGCGAGCCUGUAUUUGUUCCGACUCGAAAUCUGCCAUCCAAAGUCUUCGGAGUCUCAACGUCACUCAGCAUACGCAUAUCAGCAUAGUUCAACUUCAUCAGCAUCUUUCGGAAGAGGGAAUAGAAAUACAAUUUCUAUGGGUGCCAGGACAUCAAGGAAUCAUCGGAAAUGAAAUGGCGGAUAGAUACGCCAAACAAGCGCUUCAACUUGCGCAUGUUUCACAAACACACUUCGAUGUAAAUGCCGUUCAUACUUCUGUCAAAUCUCGCUGCCAUCGACUCUGGCAACUCACUUGGGAUAGUAACGGACCUGGCUCUCACCUUUAUCAAAUUAAACCUCGUCUUGGAUACUGGGUAUCGUCCUCUCGAACUUCCAGAAAAGAAGAAAAGGCUUUAGCUAGACUCCGCAUCGGUCAUACGUAUCUCACUCAUUCAUUCAUAUACACGAAUAAUCCUCGACCAACCUGUUCACGAUGUAGAACAGUAUUGAGCUUGAAACACAUAAUUUUGCACUGUGAGAAAUAUAACAAUGAAAGAAACGCACUACAACAAUACUGUAGGACGCAUGCAAUGCAGCUUACUUUACCCUCCCUGUUAGGAGACGAUCACGAAGAUCUCCUGCAACUUCUUUUUUCAUUUCUCGUCACAACUAAUCUUAUCAAUCGUCUAUAAGGUAUUCGGUGUCUAGCGAUGUAUUUCUAUUCCCUCUUCCAGCAUAAAUAAUAUAGUAUACAUCAAACUUAUUUACAACACAAUGGUGCGCAAUGGUCCAAAAGGACCGAAGCACCAAACAAACAAAAGACAAAGACAAAG